Amoebophrya sp. A25 is the source of this 222-nucleotide messenger RNA. The record is from the annotation of a GenBank genome assembly. NCBI's taxonomy places the organism in Eukaryota, Dinophyceae, Syndiniales, Amoebophryaceae.
AUGGGGGCAUUGUUGCUGAGGAUUUCUAUCGAUAUCGUCGGACGCAGUGUCGCUGAUUAUUAUAACAAAAGUUUUGUCAGAUUUAUACUCAUGAACCUUAUACAGCUAAAGCCUAAAGGAUUCUUGCGUUUGCGAACGAGAUCGCGUUCUGCAGUUGCGACGUUUGUAAUUUUUCAAGAAAGAAUUAGAAUGGUACCAUUAAGCAAAAGCAAUACGAAAUAA